AUGGUUUUUCCCAUGAUUAGCUCGAAGAAACUGGCUGCUCUCGCGAGGAAGUGGAAAACAAUGACGGGUAUUAGAAGAAGGAUAUCGAUCCCUAGGAUCAACUGCAAGCUUGCAAGGGCAUAUCAUUUUGUUGUCUACUAUGUGGAAGAGGGACGUUUUGUUGUUCCCUUGGCGUAUCUACGCACCAGAGUUUUUAAAGAGCUCUUUCGAUUGUUGGAGGAAGAGUUCGGAUCACCGAAGGAUGGCCCUAUAACUCUGCCAUGCGAUGCAGUAAUCUUGGAGUACGUAAUUUCUUUGGUCGAAAGACGCAACACCGAAAUGCUGGAGAAGGCUUUCUUCGAUUUAUCGGGCUCGCAUCAAUGUUACUCCACCGUUGCUUCAUAG
Molecule: messenger RNA, 384 nt
Organism: Hibiscus syriacus
Lineage: Eukaryota; Viridiplantae; Streptophyta; Magnoliopsida; Malvales; Malvaceae
Product: auxin-responsive protein SAUR68-like
Exons: 1
Coding region: 1-384 (127 amino acids)
Biological process (GO): response to auxin
Source: RefSeq, a predicted model, not a curated record